This is a messenger RNA of Xenopus laevis (African clawed frog), 2151 nucleotides long. RefSeq names its product DDB1 and CUL4 associated factor 15 S homeolog (gene dcaf15.S). Bases 97 to 1803 code for a protein of 568 amino acids. Gene Ontology annotation, biological process: protein ubiquitination. NCBI's taxonomy places the organism in Eukaryota, Metazoa, Chordata, Amphibia, Anura, Pipidae. The transcript is spliced from 13 exons. Gene Ontology annotation, cellular component: Cul4-RING E3 ubiquitin ligase complex. The record is from RefSeq and is a predicted model, not a curated record.
UGUAUCGGCGAAUCAUGAGUGACGUGGGAGGAGUCGUGGCCUGGCCGGAAAAGAGUGUGUAGUUUGUUGCCGGAAGUGAAGGCACCGGCUGAGGAGAUGGCGCCGAGCUCGAAAUCCGAACGGGGAGGGAACAGGAAGUGGGGCCCGCGGGACCAUGUAAUAAAGCAGCUGGACCGCGUUAAGAUCACAGGUCAGCUGUCCCCGCGUCUGUUCCGGAAGCUUCCUCCUCGACUCUGCGUAUCUCUGCGGAACAUUGUGGAUGAGGAAUUCCUGCAGAAGGGUCACAUCUUCCUGGGUUUCUCCAAGUGCGGCCGCUUUGUGCUGUCUUACACGAAUGAUUUCCAGGACGACUAUUUCUCCUCGUUCUCCUAUAAUCUGUACUGGUGGCAGUUCCACGUGCACAGCAAACUGCGCCUGGUACGACAGGUGCGCCUGUUCCAGGACGAGGAGAUUUACAGCGACCUUUCCCUGCACGUGUGCGAGUGGCCCAGCGACAGCUCCAAGGUUAUAGUAUUUGGGUUCAACACCUCAGGGAAUGGCAUGCUAAUGAACAUGAUGAGUGAUGAUAAUCACCGUGAUAUUUAUAUCAGUACUGUAUCUGCUCCACCUACCGCCCCCUGCACAGACUGCAAAGAAUCACAGAUAGGAUCAUGUCUCUUACACAGCUUCAUGCUCCACACCAAGUACCAAGUCGUUUACCCGUUCCCCACCUUCCAGCCUGCCUUCCAGCUGAAAAAGGAUAAUGUUGUUCUUCUUAAUACCAGCUUCUCACUUGUGGCCUGUGCCAUAUCUGUGCAUUCAGCAGGAGAGGCGGAACCCAACCAAAUACUUUACAGCAAGCAGAGCCAACAGCACAGAGACCCCGGCUGCUCUUUCCCUUCCAGCCCUAGCAAGUCACCCCCCAGCAACAACUCUCCUCUUCCCUCCCCUCACCCUCCUGGAACUCCUCCGGCUAUCACACGCGCCCGAGAGUUCGUGGCUGGUAUCUUUCGCCGUGCAAGAGAAGCUUCUGGCAUUGAGAUGCAGGAUAAGGGAGAGAGUCCUGGCACAAGCAGAGAAAGUCCUCCUAGUUCUUCGUUCCCAGCCUCCCCUGUAUGUCAUCGGCCUUCCAGUGAGGGGCCGGCACAUUUAUCCAGGGACUCCGAAGAGCCAAGCUACGUGAAUUACACGCGAUUUCGUUAUAUCCUGGGGGAGGCAACUGAAUCUGAACAUGAUAGUGAGUAUGAGGACGACAAGAUUUCACUGCCUUUCCUGGUAACUGAUAUAAAGGGAAAUCACUUGAAGCCCCUGAGUGAGAAAUCAUCUUUCCAGGGGCAGCAUCUCAGCGUGGAGCAGCUGACUCUUGAUUUUGAAUACGUCAUCAAUGAAGUUAUAAGACAUGACGCCUCCUGGUCCCAGCAGUUCUGCUCUUUUAGUGACUACGAUAUUGUUAUUCUGGAGAUGUGUCCAGAGACCAGCAAGGUGAUAAUAAAUAUUGGCCUCCUCCUACUUGCAUUCACAGCCCCGCAAUACGAGGGGCAGCUCAGGCCCAAGACUUAUCACACCAGCCUGAAAGUGGCAUGGGAUUUGCACACGGGGAUCUUCAGUACACUCAGUGUGGGCGAGCUAACGGAAGUCAAAGGUCAAACAAGUGGCAGCGUGUGGAGCUCCUAUCGGAAGAACUGCGUGGACACCGUCAUGAAAUGGUUGGUCCCGGAGAGCAGUGUGCGAUAUGUGAAUCGAAUGACGAAUGAGGCUCUUCAUAAAGGCUGCUCCCUCAAGGUGCUGGCUGACAGUUUACGAUACACUUGGAUUGUGCUGUAAACUGCCGGCGUGCUGGUGGCCAAACACUACCUCUGCUCAAGUCUCCUGGUGCCUCUCAUUAGGGAUCCAGCGGCAGGAGGUACACAGACUGCACUUUACAACGUGGGAUGGGAAGCUGCUUUCUCAAGGAAUUUGUAACAGGAUCUGGAAAUGGUUAACGCGCGGGAGGGGGUUUAUUUAACCGUUUUGCUGCUGCAGGACCUGAUUACGUUGCAGCGCCCUUUUAUUUUGGCCUGACUAGAACAAAGCUUUUUUUUAACGUGUGUAUAUUCCGUAACCCCGCCCCUGUCUGUCCCUGUCUCGCGCAACUGUUGCAUCCUGUUUGUGAAAAUAAAACGUGUCAUUUCA